This is a messenger RNA of Kazachstania africana CBS 2517, 2253 nucleotides long. It is a transcript of the gene RGA2, whose product is annotated as GTPase-activating protein RGA2. The record is from RefSeq and is a predicted model, not a curated record. Bases 1 to 2253 code for a protein of 750 amino acids. Gene Ontology annotation, cellular component: cytoplasm. The transcript has a single exon. Gene Ontology annotation, biological process: signal transduction; regulation of GTPase activity. NCBI's taxonomy places the organism in Eukaryota, Fungi, Ascomycota, Saccharomycetes, Saccharomycetales, Saccharomycetaceae.
AUGGUCGAUCAUAGCUUUAUCAUAUUGUGUGAUUACCGGCUUGUUAGUUGCAAGGAGAAUAGAGGAGUACGAAAUUUUCAUAUUGCAGUACUGAACCCUGAGAUGUCUCGGAUUUCCUGUAAUAGAUGUGGUCAGUUGGUCGAUGAGAAAGCUAAAUACAUGGACUAUCAUGGUAUGAAAUGGCAUCCAGACUGUUUUAGCUGCCACAAGUGUGGUACUUCGUUAGAGCCUGAUAUCGAGGCUAACGAUUUUGUCAUUUUGGAAAGGACAGGUGCCCUUUUCUGUAGGCACUGUUCCAGUUACUGUCAUUUGUGUAAUGAAAAUAUUGAUGGUUCUGCAAUAGUACUGGGAUCCACUAACGAAAUCAUCUGCGAGAGCUGUUUCUGUUGCUCCAAAUGUAAGAAACCUAUACGGGACUUGAAAUAUACGAAGAGCAAGAAGGGUCUGUUCUGUAUUGAUUGUCAUAGAGUUCUGCUUGAGAAAAGAGAAAAUCUAUUGGCAAAACAAAAUAUGCUGGUUCCAGAGAGAUCUCCAAGCAGGCCAAACUCCAACAAUAGCAAUACCAGUAAGGAAAUGAUAGUCUCUGGGAGUUCAAAAAGUAGUUUGGAGCCUAACAAUGAUGAUGUAGGUCACAAGAGAAAUAUAUCGAUUGAUGAUAUGUUGAAAAAUACAUUAGAUGACGAUUUCAAGUUCUCUGAUGAUGAUGAUGAUGAUGAUACUGAUAGUUUGGCUGAAUCUAUUAGCAAUACACUUACCUUUACACCUAGCAUUGAAAUUUCCAGCCAAACGGUACCGGAACAUCGAUUUGUAAAGAGUCCUAUUAGUAGUCCUAUUUUGACCGCGACUGAAGAAAGACAAGGGCUGGCGUUAAAUUUACCAAAACUUAAUAAUAAUAAUUACUUCAAUCCAAUUUCCACUACCAUUAAUCUAUCCUCUAAUACAGCGGCCAACAAAACGCAGUCACCACCGAAGAAAUUGAGUAGAUCAUUUUCACUGAGAUCCAAAAAUAUUUUCAAAACGUUUAAAACGAGGAAUGAGACGACUGAUACCCAUUCUGGUUGGGGUGUGGGUAAUGCCCCCAAAUCGUCACAAUUCCAACCUAGGAGUAGAAUAAAAGGGCGUAGUGAUACUUUCCUUAUGACGACUCCGAAAAAGGAACAACUUGCAUCACCCUCACCAUCUAAAGUUGCCAUGUUUAGAACACCACCUCCAGAUAAUAGUGGAAGGUUUGACAAUAUCAGGCCGACUGUGGGGUACUCAGCGACAGAUUCUCGUGUUUCGAUGGAUCAUCAUAGAUCUAUCAGUCUACAGACUACAAGUUAUCGAUAUGAGACUGCUGUUGAGAAAGAGAUUAAAGAUGCUGAAUUAAGAUUACGUAAGUUGAAAUUAGAUUUAAUUAAUUUGGAGAAUAAUAAGGCGGCAUUGUUGAAUGAAAUUGAUGUAUUAACUACCAGUAAGAACAACUUAUUGAAAGAAGUUGAAUCGUUGAGAAAUGAUACCAAGAUACACAGUAGAUCCAAAUCUAUCUGGAAACUUUUCAAUGGUAGUACCAAUGGUGAUAAUUCAGGGAUGAAAUCACCGAAUUUAUCCUCUGGGAAUUCAAAUAGUGAUAAUUCCUCGUUGGGGGUAAUUGAGUACGAUAAAUUCUUUUUACUUGAAUUAGUCUAUAAAUGUAUGAAUUUUGUUGAAUCGCAAACUUUAUAUCUACAAAAGGAAGGAAUUUAUAGAAAAUCUGGGUCCACUUUACAGAUUGAAAAUGUGGAGAAAAAAUUAUUAAAUGGUGAAUCUUUUAAUGCUUUAGUCAACGAAAGUGUUAAAGAUGAAGAUUCAGAAUUUGUUCAUGUUAUAUGUGGUGUAAUGAAGAGAAUAUUAAGAUUAUUCAAGGAGCCAGUGAUUAAUUUUGAAAAUUAUGAAUUGUUGAUAGAAUUUGUCAGAAGAAAUAAUUUACUUAAAGAAUUACCACUGAGUGGUGGUGAAUCAUUGAAUGGACAAUUAUACGAAUAUUGUAUGAAUGAAAUAACAAGGAUUUUAAUGAAUUUACCGGUUGAAAAUUAUAAACUAUUGAAAAACUUGAAAUUGCAUGUCGAAAAAAUUGUUCAAUUUGAAAGAUACAAUAAGAUGAAUUUGCAUAAUCUUUCGUUAAUUUUUACGCCUACGAUAUUAUUGGAUUCUACGGGUAUUAAAGAGAUGGUUGAUCUGAACGAAAGAAAUUAUAUUGUUGAGUUUACAUUUGAAUAUAUAAAUUUUCAAUGA